GCCCCCUUAGACACAUUACGUUUGUCCCUUUUGCCGAGGAGUAACCAUCGCCGCCGCUCUCCUCUCUCCUCUCUGGUUUGCUAUCUGAGCGAGUUCGGCCGGCUCCGCCACGUGUGAAUUACACCCCCUCCGUUUGCCCGCCGACUUCAUCACUUUGAUGACAUCCCGUCGCAUGGACUCCUCUUUAUCUCGCGAGGCGGUUCCUCUGUUUCCGCAAUCUCGCGCCUUUGUGUAGAUAACUCGUCUCACCAAACGUUCGAUUGCACUCCCACGCCCUCGCCUCCCUCGGCGGGAGACUGGACGCUGGCGGGUUUUCCCGGUACAUGGCUCGAAUUUUGAUUUUCGCACACGCGUGUCAACUCUUUGUAACAUCUGGCCGCCAGAUCGAAAAUCGGAAUUACCGCUAGUUUUUCUUCAUCAUUGGUGGGGUUGCUGGCAGCCGCCUUGCGUCCGUUGUACAGUGUUUCCCCUUCUUCCUACUGCCUCUCUACUACUAGGCGGUUGUGAAGUGGAGCAAUUUCUUCCCGUUCCUCGUCUCCUCUCUCUGCCUCCGUCGUUCUCUCUCUCUCUGUCUCUGUCUCUGUCUCUGUCUCUCUCUCUCUCUCUCUCUCUCUCUCUCUCUCUCUGUGUCGUUUGCUUGCCCGCUUGCUCGCUCGCUCGCUCUGCCUCCGUCGUUCGGUCACUCGCCGCCUCUCUCUCUCUCUCUCUCUCUCUCUCUCUCGCUUGCUCUAGUAGGUAGAUCAGCAGCAGUUUUGAUAGGUAGAGAGAAUUGAUCGAGGGUUGCGGUGUAUAUAAAUUGCCGCUUGAUAUCCGUUCGGAAGCUGUCGGCGGUAUUGGCGUGUUGGGAUCGCCAGGUUCGUCGAGCUGCAUUUGCUUCUGUUUGUGUCUGCUUUGUACGAGUGUUUUUUUUUUUAAAAGGGGGGGGGUUUGGGAGGAGGGAGGGAGGCCCGCGGGGUCGACUAGGGAGCAAGCGAAGAAGAGAGAAGGAGAGAGAGAAUGGGAGACGGAGAGCAUCUGGGUCACAAUGAGGGCGAUGACGCUGCUAAGCAGGAGCUAGUCGUUCAACCGGAGGAGAACAAGAAGGAGACGGGAGGUGGGGGGGGGGAAGAUUCGAAAGACACAUCUGGAUUGCUCGACGGGGAUGAGAAGCCUCAGGUGAUCACGCCACUCAACAAGUACACCGUUUGGCCUUACACCUGGUGGGUCAUCGCGGCAAUCUGGGUGCUGUUCUUCAUCAUUGCCCUGGGGGUGAACAACUGUCCUCGGCAGACGGACAGGCUCAAGGAAUGCGAGCUGAGAUGGCUUGGCGUGUUCUCGUUCAAUCCGAUUCGGCAGAACCCGCUCUGCGGCCCGGGACCUCGCGCUCUUGUCUCUCUCGGUGCGUUGGAUCCCCGUCGGACGUCCAGGAGACACCAGGAAUGGCGUGUGCUGACGUGUCUUCUUCUCCAUGCCGGGCUCAUCCACUUGCUAGUGAACGUCCCGACGACGAUGUUCGUGGGCGCGCGGUUGGAGCGAGAGUACGGCACGCUCAGAAUGCUGCUCGUUUUCUUCGUCUCGGCGAUCGGCGGCGCGCUGUGGUCGGCGCUGUUACUAGUCCCAAACAACAUAUCCGUGGGCGCCUCAUUUCCGCUCUUCGGGCUGAUUGGUUGCACUGUGGCGGACAUGUCCAUCAACGGCGGGCUGUACGUAAAUAAGGCGGUGGCAAGCGCAGUGUUGUUUUUUGUAACGUUCAUUCACAUCGUGUUUGGGUUGAUGCCGUUCGUCGACAACUGGGGGCAAAUCGGAGCGUUCCUGACGGGAUUCAUCCUGGCGCUGUUGGUGCUCAUCAAGCCGCGAUGCAAGUACGAGAAAGACGAGCCGCCUGAGGUGAAAUGCGGAAUCGACUUGAGGACGAAGAUGAAGUUGCAGCCAUGGGAGGAGGUGGUGCGAGUGUCGGCUCUUCUCGCGCUCGGCGCCGGGUUCAUCUUCAUGAUCGUCGCGCUCUUCUCCGGCGCGGACUGGAAGAAGGACUGCGAGUGGUGCCGUCGGCUCAAUUGCGCGGAUGCCCCUGGGUGGGACUGCCCUCGCUACCAGCGCCUCCAGCCGGAGAACACGUAUAAGAAGCUGACGUGUUUCGUGCGCGAGGUUGAAUCCACGGGCAAGGGGACUCUCGUUUGCCCCGACGGCCGUAUGGUCGACAUCGGAACGGUGAAGGAACGGAGCCGGCAAACUCUUCAGCUCGUCUGUUCCAGAGCUUGUAGAGCUUGGUAACCCUUUCGGUUUCGCGGAGGACAUCUCUGCAACAUACGUGUUCGCGGAGGGCAUCUCUGCAACAUACGUCUUCGCGGGUCUCUUCUCUUGCUGCGGUUUAUGCCAGAGUGUAGUGCAGCACCGGGCAGCGCGCGGCGGCACGGGAACCCUCUGGUGGCUCCCGGCUUUUGGAGAG
Molecule: messenger RNA, 2425 nt
Organism: Chara braunii
Lineage: Eukaryota; Viridiplantae; Streptophyta; Charophyceae; Charales; Characeae
Source: the annotation of a GenBank genome assembly